CAUGAUCACUGUGAUCCUUUGCAACCCAGGCCAUUCUGUGAUUCUGUUAUUUGAUAAGUGUUGAUAAGCUGAACCGAAAGCCAGAGAAUAGCAGUGGAAUAUCAGUACAACUGUGUCUUCUGAGCCGCUAAACAAAGCUAGGGAAGCUAGAAGAAAAGCUGGUAGGAUUAUUACAUUUCCCAUCAGUGUUAUUCCUCUCUCCUUCCCCUGCAAUCCUGAAGCAGCAACAAACUGCUUUAGUUGUUCCAAGCAAUAGAUAUCUUUUCCAUUUGCUGUAGGUGACAUUCCAUGAACUAUUCUUUAUAUCAGAGUAUCUAUCUGCCAGUUUUUUCUUUAUAUAUAUAAAUUUCAGGAGGUGUUUCUAGCACUGUCCUCCUGAUGAUUUCCUUUCUACUCAGCAAUUUCUGUCCUUCUGCCCUUGUAAGUGGCAGAACGUGGUCACAUCAGCAGCUUUUGACAAAAUUGCUGUGUGUUUGACUCCUAGCCAUUAUUGCACAUGUGAUUUUCUGCUAGAAGCCCAGGUAAAAGAUGAAUCAUUUCUCUCUGCAUUUUCUGAUGGCGUUUUCUAUUAACCAGACUGCAGACUAUCACAAACAAUACUAAAGACUCUUUUAACGUGGGAUCAAGACAGCAGCAGAAAGCUGGGUGCCUCUCAUGUACCCAACCCAGAAGCAGACAGAGAUGACAGUAGCCAUGUGUAUCAAGGCCAGAUGGGCUUGGACUCACGUGAUGUUGGCAGUGAUACCCAGCAGCCGUGCUCCUUUGACAGAUCUGUGCUUGGCAGACAUGUGCUGCAGGAACUGCUCGACCAAGCUGUCCCUGAAGGAGAGCAUCCAGCUGACAGCAUCCAGGGAGAUGGAGGUGUUUUUGCCCAUCAGCCACACAGUGAAGAAGAGUACGAGGAAGACAUUAUAGAACCACGAACUCUUAAUGAAAUAACGACGCUGACUGACAGAACCAGCCCCUGGUCCAGUGUGCUCUCAGUAGAGCUGGGAGCUGACCAGCAGCCUACAGAUAUGGAGCCUGAAGGCCAACACUUGGUGGACAUAGACUGUUUGAGGAAAGGGAGCAGCCGACGGAGCAGCACAUUGUCCAGCACACCACAAGGUGACAACAGAAGCUUGCUCACCUCUCUUAGCUCAUGCAUUAGCCCUCACAUGUUGCAGAGCAGUCCUUGGACAGGGGCUGAAGGCUUUAAGAGCUUGAGUAAUGGCACAGAAACAGCUGACAGGGAGCCAGUUCAGCCUGCUUGUUUGUCAGAAUUGCAUCAGACAGUCAGCAGCCUGGUAGAAAAUGGAAAUUACGUCUGGGACAGAACACUUAACACUAAGCAAGUAGAGCAGCAGCACACAGAGUUUCACGCGGCCUCCAAGGAGCUACUGGAAUUUCCAGAAGACAUUAGUCUGACUGCUCCAAAAGCCACAGCCAGAGAGGAAGAAAGCUGUGAAGUUUUAAAUGAAGAUCAUCAAGUUGAGGAAAAAAGUGAUUCUGAUGAGGUCUGUGCCAACAGUGUAUCUGCCCAAGCAGGCUUGGAAAGGCACAGUGGCAGCUUGUCUGAUGGCAGCCACAAAGACCCACUGGAAGAGUCAGGAAAGUCUGAGAAACCAAAAAUGGUUUUAUCUGAUCCUGUUGUCGUUCCCAACUUCUUCCUCCCACCCCAGCAGAUGGAAGCUUCCAUGAGAAUGCUCAGCAGUUCUUCGCACCCUCCCACAGUUUUCUGACCUCAGUGUGUUCUCUGUGGCUGAGCAUGAGAUACUUGGCGCCAGUGACAGCAUUGGCGUGGGGACAGAGAGAGAAGAGAGCCAGGAGCACUGCCUGGGCUUGGGCAUAGCAAGGAAUGGUGUAAACACGCCGCAGACUCCGUGCUCUGGAAACUAUGCAGAAGGUUAAAGUUGAGCCUGCAUGGAGCCACCAACUCGGUGCAAAAAGGAGCAGCUCUGAAACGUGGUAGGAAUGGCUCAAUGUGUGCUGCACCUGGAAGGAAUCGGUGUGUUUCCAGGAAAACAGCCUUGUGCAGAGGGAGGUGAAGAAGUGCUGGUCUUUCUUUAUCCAUUUCCCAAAGAUGCUGGUGAAGCUGCAGCUGUGAAUGUGAUUUCCCAGGGUUUGAGGCUCCUCUCUGCAAGCUGGGAAUGCUCUCUGGCCACGUCAGUUCACAGCUGUGCAAUAGGAAGAGUGGAGUAGAAAGAAGAGCUGCUGAGCCUCUGUUAAGGCUGGAAAUCCCUUCUUGGAAAGGUUCUGAAGGACACACACUGCUGCAAACAGACACGGUGUGAAAAGGCAGGAGGAUUUUACUUGCUUCUAUCAGAAUGAGCACAGUCUGUUUGGCAAACACACCUUCUGUGUGGUAACUGGGAGCAUACAGACCACCAUCCACCAUCAGGGAUGUCGUAACACAGAAGGGGGAUGCUCUGCUGCCCUAUUUGCAGUGUAAGGGCACAGUGCUGUUUUGGGGUAUGCUAUUGCAUCAGUGCCACAUGCAAAACAUGGGUGAGGGACAGCAAGUUGUGUAGCAGCCUCUGGCUGAGCAGGAGAGCCACAACCUGAGUAGUGCCACCCCUACCAACAUUUCUUGAGUUGUUUAGGAUCCACCGUCAUGCAUCUUUCAUAUCCAGACACUCAUUCUCACCAAAAAGGAUGAGUAAAAAAGAGUAUUUAGACAAGAAAUCAACACUUGAAUAACAAAGCAGCCCUGAGGAGAGGGAUUUGGGGCUGUCGCUGGAUGGAAGACUCGCUGUGAGCCAGCUGUGUGCGCUGGUAGCCCAGAAGGCCAAUGGUGCCCUGGGGUGCAUCAAGAGAAGGGUGAGCAGCAGGGACAGGGAGGGGAUUCUGCCCUCUGCUCUGCUCUUGUGAGAGCCCACCUGGAGCACUGCAUCCAGAUCUGGGACCCCCAACACGAGAAGG
Molecule: messenger RNA, 2901 nt
Organism: Coturnix japonica (Japanese quail)
Lineage: Eukaryota; Metazoa; Chordata; Aves; Galliformes; Phasianidae
Source: RefSeq, a predicted model, not a curated record